GUCACUCCUAAUCACUGUCAACUAUCAACGGCCGUGAUUGAGCGCGUCCUGCGGAUACAAACAAUGGUCUACUAAUCCCUUCACGAGAAGUUUGGAGUUGUUAUCAAACUUGGAACUUACCGACAAACACUGGAUUUACAUGUGAAGAAAAAGAAGUUCUUCUUAUUUCAGCGUAAAGUGGAAUACUUCUCUUCAAAAGGACAUACCAAGCGUGCCAAAGAAUCUCAAGAAUGUUUCUUUAUGAACUUAUCUCACACGUCAAUAUAUGUUUGUAACUUGCUAAACAUGCAACCAUUUUGCUACAUUUAGUAAGCAGAAAAUGCCUCUGUUUCUUAGUAAGCGCGUUCGAGUUACUAACGCCUCGGGAUCAGUGUUUCUCCACUAGCUGAAUGAAGUUUUGCUUCUGAUUUAGACUCCAAACUGAGUCUCAGACAGUUUUCAAAACUCGUUUCAUCAUCUGCCCACAAGGGCUUGGUCGACUUCAGUCAUGAACGCGCCAAGGUGCUCUGGAGUUUGCGCGAUGGUGAGACUUCUGGCGCUGUUUAUACACGUUUUGUCAACGACAGCAAAGAGACACGUUGUAUACUGGAACUCUACAAAUACACGGUUAACCGGAGAUGAUUACUCUGUCCAGGUCAAUCUGAGUGAUUAUCUGGAUAUACUGUGUCCUCACUACCCCGCCGACCACCCGUCCGGCGCUUCAGUGGAGACUCUGGCUCUGUAUCUAGUGGCGGAGGGCCAGUUUAGGGGCUGCGUAGACACUAAAGAGGCCAUUAAGAGAUGGGAGUGCAACCAGCCGUUUGCUCCCUUCGGCCCUGUCAGGUUCUCUGAAAAGAUCCAGCGCUUCACACCCUUCUCUCUGGGCUUUGAGUUCCUGCCCGGACACCAUUACUACUAUAGCUCUCUGUCCACAGAUGACGGUCCUCCCCUCCCCUGUAUGAAGCUGCGGGUCACGGUUUGCUGUCCGCCGACAACAGCUGGAUCAUCUAGACAAGAAGCCACUGAAAUACCAUCACACAGCACCACUGUCCAAAAUAUGACCUUGACACAACUUUUUCUCCUCCUCAUCCCCUUCUUAUUUUCUUAUUUUCUCUAACAUUUCAUCUCAAAACAUUAAAGCUAAACACCGGUUGCAGCAUAUAUUCUUCCAUAAUCAUCUACAUCUGUUACAGUAAAUGUUUGCUGGAUCACAGACUCUCUCUCUCUCUCUAAACUUCUCCUUUGCUCCAUCAUGUUUGUCCUCCUCUAAUCUCCAUUCGUCGCUGUCUGCUCUGAUAAAAGUUCACUCUGUAACAGAGCGACACUAAUCUACCUUCAAAGAGCUGAUCUUACUGUUCCUUUGCUUUUUAAUCCAUCUGUCCUUAAGAGUCUGACAUUCCUUCACAAGCCGUCUGCUUCCCUUCUGUGCUACUGUACAACAAACUGAGCCAAAGACCACGAGAAGCGCUUUUACUACUGAGAGGAAGAGCAGGAACACACGUCUGAUCACUGACAUGAGGAUCGAUGGUGGAAAAAUACAACUUUUUUUUUUUGGACAACCUUGCUUCAUAAGAAGAAGAAAUAACAUGUUGAAGCCAAAGCCAGAUCGCAGCAGUUGAACUGAUUUUGCUGCAUUGACUUUAUGGAGACUGGCAAAACUCCAGAAAUCCUGGAGCACACAAGGAAGAGAAAGAAUUUCUUCCUGUUUGUUGCUUGUU
Danio aesculapii is the source of this 1697-nucleotide messenger RNA. Its product is annotated as ephrin A4. NCBI's taxonomy places the organism in Eukaryota, Metazoa, Chordata, Actinopteri, Cypriniformes, Danionidae. Gene Ontology annotation, biological process: axon guidance; ephrin receptor signaling pathway. Bases 488 to 1096 code for a protein of 202 amino acids. The record is from RefSeq and is a predicted model, not a curated record. Gene Ontology annotation, molecular function: ephrin receptor binding. The transcript is spliced from 5 exons. Gene Ontology annotation, cellular component: plasma membrane.